AUGCAGACCGGAGUGCCUCCGUCUCAACCUCGAGCUCUGAUAGCAGGAGUGUGUCUUGCGCUCUGCUUCUUGGGCCUUUGGCGGACAUCCUUACCUGGCUUUCUUACACAGCCUGCGAGGCGACAUGCUAAAAAACGUACGAAGGUGCCGGUGCGAUGUCUUGAGGUGCGAGAGGUGGACGGGCUUAACCUAGCCAAGCUGGACGACUUGGCAUGCCGCUUCAACGAGAGGUACAUUAGUGCCGGACUUCUCAAAGGAGCAUUGCUUGCUGUCGUUCGGAGGGGCGAGGUUGUGGCUCUUUGGGAGCUGGGUCAGUACACAUCCAAGACGAUCUUCAAGCUGUACUCUAUUACGAAGGUUUUCACGGCAAUUGCCGGCUUGCAAAGCUGCGAGGAGCAUGGCAUCUCUCCCGAGGCCCCUAUUAGCUCUUUGGUCCCAGAAUGGCCAGCGGAUUUGCCUGGAGACAUGUCAGGUCCCUCCACGGAACCACUUAGGCUGAGGCAUUGCUUGACGCACACCGGUGGCUUUUCGAACGCUUUGCCGACAGUCCAUCCAGUGAGCUCGCUGCGUCCUGCAGAGCUGCGCAGGCUUCGAGAGCGACGCAGCAAUGCCGUAAAGCCGCCUCGGACCUUGAAAGAAAUGGUGCAGCGUGAGAGCGUCCAGCCCCACAUUUUCGUUCCGGGCAAGCACUUCAACUACUGUGGCGCUGGCAGCCAGCUGGUGGCUCGAAUGGUCGAGGAAGUCUCUGGAAUGAGCAUCGCUGAGUACAUGAAGAAGCACAUCUUUGAGCCCAUUGGAAUGAUCGACACAGGGUUUGCAAUUGACCAGUCCCUGGCCGAGCAUUGUGUUUCUGCAGACUAUCAUCCCUGGGUUCUUCCAGCUGUAGCAGAUGGCUUGGCUGGAUCGCGCUUGGACCGCUGGAGGCUCCGUCUGCGCUCUGUGCUCGCCAGCUUGUGUGGAUGUGCGCUGAUUGAUGAUCUUAAGCCGGCUGGGAGUGGGGUGACAUCUCCGCUGAAGCUGUGGAACAGGUCUUCUCAGCUGUACCAGCCUGAUGCGGGACUUGUGGGGACAGGCGCUGACUUUGUGCGGUUCUUAGAAGUUCUUACUAGAGAUGCUUCUCGGGAUCCCGUGCUCAGUCCGUUUGUCUUGAACGCGUUGGCCAGCCCAGUGACAUCAGAGCUCCAGGCUCCCUUCGCUCUAGACGCCCCAAGUGUGGUGGGAAGGCUGUUCCCUGUGCGUGGAGAUCGCCUUCCAAGGCAGAAGCCGCUCCGUCCCUUCAACAGUUUUCCGGGGCAGAGAUUCUCGCUGGGAGCGUUGCUUUGCCUCCACGAGCUGCCGGAACCUGGCAUUGGAUGGGUUUUGCCUCGACAUACUUUUUCGUCAACCCCAAGGAGGAGCUGGCGGCUUGCUUCCUCACGCAGCUUGUGUCACACAGGACAUACCCUAUACUCGACGAGUUAG
Molecule: messenger RNA, 1461 nt
Organism: Symbiodinium natans
Lineage: Eukaryota; Dinophyceae; Suessiales; Symbiodiniaceae
Source: the annotation of a GenBank genome assembly